AUGUCUGCAGGCACCACCACCACAAGGUCCCAACCUGAAACGCAGCGUUUCCCUGGGAACUGCACCCUGGAGAGGGCCCUGAAGACCAUGGUGGAUGUCUUCCACCGUUACAGCAUCCGGGAGGGGGAGAUUGAUUUACUCAGCUUCCAUGACUUCAAGACCCUGAUGAACGAGCAGGCACCAAACUUCCUGCAAGUCUGUGACAGGAGCCGGCGUGGUUACCUGAAGCAGCUCUUCCAAGAGACAGACAUAAACAAGGACAAAGAGUUGACUUUUGAGGAGUUCACCAUCGUUCUGGCCAAGGUGACUGAUGAUGCCCAUCGCAUCACCCACGGGGAUGAGCGCUGUGGACCAGACAAGGAUUGA
Messenger RNA from Apus apus (common swift), 366 nucleotides. Its product is annotated as protein S100-A7-like. NCBI's taxonomy places the organism in Eukaryota, Metazoa, Chordata, Aves, Apodiformes, Apodidae. Gene Ontology annotation, molecular function: calcium ion binding. The transcript has 2 exons. The record is from RefSeq and is a predicted model, not a curated record. Bases 1 to 366 code for a protein of 121 amino acids.